AUGUGUGCAAAUGCGAUCUUCUGGCCCGUUUGGACCCACACCAGCACCGACGCGCUGUGCAGCGUGCACGAUCUUGCUGCGGAGCACGCAAAGCCCUGGCGUUCAAAGACGAUCCUGCCACGAAGCACAGAUAGCAUGAGCUCCAUCUCCACGGCUGUUCACAGCGACAGCGACGUGGACGAGGAUUUGGCCGACGAGGACAUCUUCCAGGCUGUGUACGGCACUGUGGGCAAUGCGGCUUACAGCCCUCCAGACGACACAUCGGAUGCUUCAGCCACGAUGCACGCACUUCCACGCACUAGCUGUGUCGCAGGCAACUCUCUGGAUGCUGAGAAGAGUGACUGCGCCAGCCAUGCUGUGCAUCCUGUUCCAUCUUGCAGCCUGCCACGAAGGAGAAAGGCCGCAACUGCAUGGUCCAGCCUGCGCACGGUGUGGGAGCGGGUGCGCAACACUCUGCCAGCCAACCUCUCCCUCAACAAGAACAAGUGCCACGACACCAGCAAGAGCAGCACGCACAACCACCAGAACAAGAAGACCAACACGACCAACAAGAAUGCCAAGAGCAGGAAGAACAGCGACGCCACCAGCGUGCGACCAGCACAAGACAUCACAGCAUGUGCAGCAAGGUCAACCAGCACGUCCUCGUCUUUCUCGACAGCGCAGGAUGCCGCUUUGGUCUACUACAGCAGCAAUGACUUGAGGGCACAUGCUGCAGGCAGCAGAAGCUUCUGCUAUACGGUUCCCCGAGACUUGGAAGAGCAAGCCCAAGAGUACAUGGAGGUGUCGGACGUCGAGCUGAGGAGACCAUCCACUGUCUCGUUGCCGCUGUUCGUCUCGCACGUGUGGGUGCUUGAGCACUGCGACUGCGACAAUGCGUGA
This is a messenger RNA of Salpingoeca rosetta, 879 nucleotides long. RefSeq lists its product as uncharacterized. The coding region runs from base 1 to 879 and encodes 292 amino acids. Lineage: Eukaryota; Choanoflagellata; Craspedida; Salpingoecidae. The transcript has a single exon. The record is from RefSeq and is a predicted model, not a curated record.